CCGCCGGCCCCCGCAGCCUCCCGCCCCGAGGAUCGCGCCGAGGGGGGGAGCCGCCUGAAGGACCGCGACGGCUGCGCCAGCAGCACCCCGUGGACGUUAGAGACCCUCCCAGAUAAGUUGCAUUGUCUCCUGUCCUGAUAACCCUUUACGUCACCUGCAUGUCAGCAUGGCAGCCACAAACCUGGAGAACCAGUUACACAGUGCACAGAAGAACCUCUUGUUUCUUCAGCGGGAGCACGCAAGCACGCUCAAGGGGCUGCACGCGGAGAUCAGGCGGCUGCAGCAACAUUGCACAGAUUUAACAUAUGAGCUGACAGUCAAGAGUUCGGAUCAAACAGGGGACGGAGCUUCCAGAAGUAGUGAACUCAAGAAAAGAUGUGAAGACCUGGAGGCGCAGCUGAAACUGAAGGAGGACGAGAACACGGAGUUGCUGAAGGAGCUGGAGCAGAAGAACGCGAUGAUCACCGUGCUGGAGAACACCAUCAAGGAACGCGAGCGCAAGUACCUGGAGGAGCUGAAGGUCAAGAGCCACAAGCUGGGCGUGCUGACCAGCGAGCUGGAGCAGCGCGCCGGCACCAUCGCCUACCUGACCUCGCAGCUGCACGCCACCAAGAGGAAGCUCCUGAGCUCGGGCGGCACCUCGGACGGCAGCCCGGCCGGCAGCCCCGCGCUGACCAGCUACAAGCCGGCGCCGCCCAAGGACAGGCUGCCCGAGACGCCCCGGCGCCGCAUGAAGAAGAGCCUCUCGGCCCCGCUGCACCCGGAGUUCGAGGAGGUCUACAGAUUCGGGGCCGAGAGCCGGAAACUGCUGCUGCGGGAGCCGGUGGACGCCAUGCCGGACCCCACCCCAUUUCUGCUGGCCAGGGAGUCGGCCGAGGUCCACCUGAUCAAGGAGCGGCCCCUCGUCAUCCCCCCCAUAGCCUCGGACCGCAGCGCCGGCGAGCAGCCCAGCCCGGCGCGCGAGAAGCCGCACAAGGCGCACGUGGGCGUGGCGCACCGCAUCCACCAUGUGGCCCCGGCGCAGGCCCCGCCCGAGGUGGAGACGCUGGCGGUGGACCAGGUGAACGGAGGCAAGGUGGUCAGGAAGCACUCAGGGACGGACAGAACUGUGUGAGCGCCCCACCCCACCCCUGGUGACCCUCCACCCCGCUGUCGAGGCACUGUGAUCACCACUAGGAAAACACUCCAUCCGCACCUCCUCUUUUGCUUUGUCUUUUUUUUUAAUUCCCAUGCAUGCCAAAUUUUUUUCACACUGUCAACAGAUUAUUCUCCUCCUGCUCCUCCUCUGGCCCUCUGACUUGACACCGUAACAGGAUCUUGCCUCUGCCGCAGAAUCCGUAUUUACUAAUCGCUGAGGCCAAACACCUGCGUGCCCACUCGCUUGCUUCCAGCCCCGCUCCGCGGAACCUCCGCGCACGCGCGCGCACGCGCACAGCACGGGCCACCGGCCGCGUUCCUGCUCGACGUUAACGAAAUUAUCCGAUAGUCACACGCCUAAUUCUAAAGUCGGAGCAACGCAUAUCGGCCUUGACCUCACGCCUCCGGUUUGGGGCGGCCUUUCCGGAAAAGCCCUGCGCCCUCCUGGAGAACCCCCUGACACACCCACCCCGGGGCGGCACAGAUAAACCGAGCAGAUGUAUGUCACAGGAACUAAAUAAGAUGACAUUACUCCUCAUAUCACCACGACCUGAAUGUGUGUUCAUAUUUUUUGUUGUUUUAUCCAAAAUGUUCAAGAUCCUAACAAACUUUAUUUUCUAA
Molecule: messenger RNA, 1758 nt
Organism: Budorcas taxicolor (takin)
Lineage: Eukaryota; Metazoa; Chordata; Mammalia; Artiodactyla; Bovidae
Gene: CCDC92
Product: coiled-coil domain containing 92
Exons: 5
Coding region: 167-1114 (315 amino acids)
Cellular component (GO): centriole
Source: RefSeq, a predicted model, not a curated record